Messenger RNA from Meloidogyne enterolobii, 585 nucleotides. The record is from the annotation of a GenBank genome assembly. NCBI's taxonomy places the organism in Eukaryota, Metazoa, Nematoda, Chromadorea, Rhabditida, Meloidogynidae.
UUUUUUAUUUUUAAGUUGAGUUUCUGGUUUUUACAUUUUAAGUUUGCGUUUCUGAUUUUAUUUCCUGUCCUCUUAAUUAAUUUAAAACUAAUUUUAGAAUCAGAGAAUAUUCUCCCCCAACAACACCAACAAUUACCUAUUCAUUCAACACAACCAAUGCUUCCCCUUCACAUAUCAUCUGAUAUAGUAAACAGCACACUUCAAUCAAACACAUGUCAGGGCGAUUUAUUCAAACACAAAAUUAAAGUGAAUGGGUGUAAACCAAAAUCUAUUACAAAUCGUUUUUGCCAUGGAAGUUGUUCAUCAUUUUAUAUACCCCGUCUACGAUCCAAAAAACUUAAGGCAACAUUCCAAAGUUGUUCAGCUUGUAUACCUGCUGAAGUGGACACAAUACAGAUCCGCCUAGAAUGUCCAGACCUAGAAAAAGGUUAUCUCUAUAGAAAAAUUGUUCGAGUAAAAAAGUGUGCUUGUAGAAAUAUAAUGUUGGAAGGGGAAGAAAUGGGUGGUGACAACAAUAAUAAUGAAAAUGUAUUGGAAGAUGAAGAGGAUGAAGAAAAUUUGAAUGAUUAUAACGAUGGGGAUUAA